UAUAGUCGGUUCUGUUUACUCUGCACCAACCUUCAAGCCGAAUGACGACAGCUCCUCGGCGCCUGCGACAACUACUCGCAGUCGUCCUAUGGCUAUCGAAGUCCCCCAAAUCCGAAAACUCCAUUCGGCUCCGGGCGGUACCCCUCCCGAACCUUUAUCGGCCCGUGGUGACGUGCCUGGUGGUUAUUUCCCGCUACAUGAAGACCCGAACUCCCGGGUACAUCGACCUCAUCCGUUCUGUUCUGAAAACAGAAAAUCUCGUCACGAAUUCCAUCUUUCCCUCGAAUUACCCUCGACAUUUCACCAACACGGGUCGUCCGCUCCCCUCGCGACUAUGCCAGAAUUUGUGCGAUCCGCGGUAGACCUGGGCAAUCACCCCUCUCAUACGCCGGUCGCAUCCUACUUACCCAGCGGUGCACCGGAUACUCUGCUGCCCAUGGGCAAAUACUAUCCUUCAAAUUACGAGACGUGGAACCGCUCGCCUCAACAUCAGGGACAAGAGCAACCGAUACCACGCUCAGCUGCCCUAAACGGCCUAGCCUCGAUGCAAUCCGAUCCUCAAGUCCCCGCGCGAUCCACUGUUCCGCCACGCCACGAUUCUGAGGUGAAGCGCAUGUUCCAACAGUAUCAGCGGGACAUGGUCGCUCAGGCUAGACUCGCAGCCAGCGAAGUACUCAACGGCGUCUCCAUAUCCAGCCAAGAUUCCGUAUCCUCGGUCGCGCUCAACAGCGCGCCUCUGAAGACCCUGCGGGGAUCGAACACCCACAAACCAACGGCGCCGAGGCUAUUGCCUCUCGGCAGCCCCGGUCCUGUAACGCCUAUGGACCUCGAAGAGGGAGAGGAAGGAGGAUACAUGGGGCGUGGCAGACAAGCAUGCUCGCCAUUGGGAGAAGGGGAACAGGUCACAAUGAUGGUGCGGGCUGAUGAGACCUGCAUCAGAAGAGAGAGCGCUUCGCCUUCCUAGGUGGAGGCAGCAGGACCUGCAUUCACAUGAUUACAUACGUGAAGCUGCGAAAGGCUGUGCAGCUGGAGAUAUUUGGCGUAACCAGGAAAGGAGUCCGGGACGAACUUUUGCUGCAGUUGCAGUCUUCGCACAUUUUUGUUUUCUUUCAUGAUACCCCUCCAUUUUCCUCUAUGGCCAGCCAUAGACAGAAGGCCUGCGGCCCCAAUGCAUACCCCUUACAUUGCGAGUUCGAUCAGACACUACAAAGCAUGGCAUUGUGCUUAGGGGUG
Molecule: messenger RNA, 1233 nt
Organism: Sodiomyces alkalinus F11
Lineage: Eukaryota; Fungi; Ascomycota; Sordariomycetes; Glomerellales; Plectosphaerellaceae
Exons: 2
Coding region: 89-964 (291 amino acids)
Source: RefSeq, a predicted model, not a curated record